Messenger RNA from Nematostella vectensis (starlet sea anemone), 2968 nucleotides. Its product is annotated as protein Smaug homolog 1. Lineage: Eukaryota; Metazoa; Cnidaria; Anthozoa; Actiniaria; Edwardsiidae. Gene Ontology annotation, biological process: regulation of mRNA stability; nuclear-transcribed mRNA poly(A) tail shortening; negative regulation of translation. The transcript has 10 exons. Bases 362 to 2302 code for a protein of 646 amino acids. Gene Ontology annotation, cellular component: P-body. Gene Ontology annotation, molecular function: translation repressor activity; mRNA binding; protein binding. The record is from RefSeq and is a predicted model, not a curated record.
GUCAUGCUGUGCCGUGAUUGGCCAAUCUGACAAAUAAAAACCUUACCGCGAGCCGUGCAUAUUUCUUUGCAUUUCCAGUGCGAGCAAAGCAUGGCUUUUACGCCAAGAUGUGCGUGAAAAAUAACAAAGAAUGGCCCGAUUGGAGUAGCUAAUCAUUCGUGAGUCAUGCUGAAUUAUUUUUCUAUGCCAGGGAGCGUUUUAUGGCAUUGAUGAGGUACGCAGUAUUUCGCAGAUACGAAACUGAGGUGAGCUAGUGGACAAAGACGAACUGCUUUCGACUCGACCAGUGCAAGCGAAUUCAGGCCCCACACGCCGUAAUUUAGCCGCAAACAGCGCUUCUCAGGUCAGCUUGUAAGAGGAUAUGAAGCCAGCCCACACGCAUUUUCGGGACCAAGUCAGUGCGUUGGUAGGAUGGUUCUCUAACUGGAACGAAUGCGAACAGACCAUAGCCCUGUACACUUUACUCAAAAGAAUAUCCACAACCCAGGCAAGAUUCUUGUCUUUAAUUCUCGAACAUACAUUUCGAGAUGAUCCGGUGGAAAUCCAACUCCUGCAGCGUCAAGCGAAUGACAAAGAGUUUCUGAGCAACCUUUGUCACGAGACCAAAGCUGUAGCAGUCCAACAAUUACUAGCACACCUGCCACUUCUGGUCCCUGGUAAUGAUGAAGCCAGAUUUGAGUAUCUCCAACUCCUUCCUAAAAUCCUCACUCACACAGUACAGCACUCAGUCCAUCAAGAUGAAUGCAUGCAGCUGCUUUCUCUAGCUCUUGUUCAUCCAGCCUUUCCUCCUGAGGAGAGAAACUCACUCUUAUGUUGGCUAAGCCACCUAGAAAAGACAUUAGGCAUUAAAGAAAGACAAAACUCUGGCCCUGCCCGGCUACAGACUACUGAAAGCUCAGACAUGCCUGGGUCCUGUGAUAAUCUUGUACGGCACAAUUACACCAGGGGGAGGGUGAAUGGGUGGCGAAACCAGCCUUUAGUUCACCAUGAUUCAGGCCUUGGAUCCUUUGAGACACAGCCUUCCUAUGGUAACUACAAUAGUGGUAUGGGUUCAUCUAUGUCUUCUAUUAUGAGGAAGAGCCGGUCGGGCUCAUUAACUCCUCCACCGCCCGUUGAGGAGCAGGACUCUGUCAUGCUAGAUGAUUGCAUGGGGGAUUCUCUACAGGUAGAGAUACGCCCUGGCCGAUCACAGUCAUUUCCUGUCGACCCACAGAGGCUCAAUCACCAAUUGUCACCUCAGUCUUCAACUGAGAGUGAACAGGACGAGUCUUCAUUUCGGCACAAGCCAGGCAGUUUUAAUGCAGAGGAAGCGCGUCCUGGAAUGAAAGAUGUUCCUAUGUGGCUAAAAAGUCUGAGGCUUCACAAGUAUGGGAGCCUGUUUUCUCAGCUGUCAUAUGAAGAAAUGCUUAACCUGUCAGAUGAAUACCUGGAAAGCAAGGGGGUCACCAAGGGUGCCAGGAACAAGAUUUUACUCAGCACGAGAAAGCUCCAGGAGCGAUCGGAUACUCUGCAGAAACUGGAAAAGGAGGUUCUACAGAAUGGCAAGCUACAGGCGGUUCUCAAAGAGCUCCAGCAGAUAGUGAAUACUCCAAUUAAACCAUUUACUCCAUCACCAGGCGUGGCAACUAGUGGGUCAGUAUCAAGCAGUAAACUCGCUGAGCAGAGUACUCCAAACCCUCCACCACACCCUGAGGACUUGCCGGGGUGGAUAACUAGGGUCAUGGGGAAAGCAUGCACACAGAUCCUGGUGUCUCGGGCUGAUGAAGAACACUGUACAUUAUACCUUACUCUUUUGGAUAAAACUCUUGCUAGUGAGGCUUUCACCCCAACACAAAAGCGCCGUCUUCAGUCGUGGAAACAGCAGUGUCAGAGGCUUGUCCGUCAGCAGCAAUUUGCCAGAAGACCAAGUUCCCAGGAGAAGUCUAGGGGGUGGUACUACUUGUCAAGCCCGCCCACUGACCCAAAUGCAAGUCUACAGCCUCCAGUGAGUCCAGGAACUGUAACCGUCAAGCCUCGGCAUAGGAGCUCCCCUCGAUGUGUCACUAACAAGACCCCGCCUGCUGUUCAAUUAAGAAGUAGCAGCACAGAGACGCCACACCCGGGCCAGUCAAAACCAACUCUGGUGAGAUCACAUGCAAUAGUGGGACGUACCAAGUCACUCCCUGUGAGAACAACCACCCCACAGCUUUCACUGCCAGAGCAAGAUUCUACUGAUGAGACGGAGGGGUUUGAUAACAGUCUCGAGUCAUUAUGCCUGAGGAUGACUGAGCAAGCACUAUCAGAUACUGGUGAUCAGCAAUAAUAUGAGAAAGAAAUGGCAAAGAAGUCUUCAGUCAUUGAGUGCUACCAAGUAGUCAUCAUCAAUUAGACACUAAAUGGUCCUUAAAAGAAUAUCACUAACAGAUGUCAAGAAGAUAUGGUCCAUAUAGCAUGUAUGUAAGAUAUUUAAAGAGUGCCCAAAGGGGGCAUAGGACGGACCCAAACACAAGUUCUAUAAAUGCUGGAUCUAGAGGAGAAUGGAGAAGGUUUGCAUCAGGCUCUUUCUUUCCAUGGGGGUGUGCCAUGGUUAUUGCUACCAGCCUUUCAAGCUUUCAGAGUACUGGGCAGUGUUUUAUUGAUGUACAUUGUCAUAAUGGAUGUGUGGAUUUGAGGCAAGGAUGCCAAGUUACCUAAGCUAUACUCUGUGACAGGCCUGCAAAGAAACCUCUAAAAGAGCUGAAUGAUGCUUGUAAUGUAGAAAACAGACUUUGAGAGAAGGCUGACUGUUGAGUCUCUAAACAGAAGAUAUUUGUAGCUUAUUUGUAAAUAUAGAUAAACUAUUCAUUGUUCAUGUUAGAAAGGUUGUGUUUGGGAAGGCUUUGUGCUUCAAAUAUGAUUUGAAGUGCAACCAACACAAAAAGAAAUACAUAAAGCAUAUGUAUUCUAGACUUUAAAAGUUAGGAAUAAAUUGAAUAUAGUUCAUAAUGUA